AAUACAACAUAAUAUAAUGCUCAAUUUAAUAGUCUCACUCAUUUUAAAAAACUCUUUAUGACAUAUUUGUGUACAUAUUUCAUUGCAGUCUUGCCACACAUCAUAUUAACUUCAUCAUAUUAAAAACUAAUAGAAGUCAUUCCAGAGAUCUUGAGGAGAAUAAAAGGAAAAUGACGUUUGAACAAACUGUACUUGCGUUUGUCUUAUUUGACCAGAAUGUUUGAAUUAGAUUGAUUUUAUAUUCAGAACAAUCUCCGUACACAGUGCUUAUGAUGCUGUUUAUGAGUUUCUCUUCACAGAGUAAACCACAAGGUAUAGUGCACCGACUGAAGCUGCUGACAACAAUAAAGAAAAAGAAAAAAAUCAAGGUGAAUAUUUAUAUAAAACAUCUGUCUGAACCUUUUUGAAAUCUGAGGUACAACUGGUAGUUCCUCAACAUAAAUGUCAUUCAAAUUGUGCAAACAGAUGAAUCCUGCAUAGCACAGCUGUGUUGUUCCCUUUUCCCUUUCACAUUUACAAACUCUGUUGUUGUAUUGAUUCAUCUACGAGGAGCAGAAGUACUCUGUUCCCUGUAAUGAUCACACUGAUCAACGGACCCUUGACUGUAAAUAUCAUUUUAUCAUUGUUUCAGAUUCCAGAUUCCACAAAUAAUACUAGAGCAUUUCAACAUUAAGCUUUUAAUUCAUAAUUAUGAAUAAAUGUUUGUGGGAUUUAAAUGGAGUUUAAACGAAAUCCAACUUUUUCUCAUAUUUUAUCAUCUAAGUUCAGACAGGAAAUUCGUGAAUUAAAAUAUCUGGUAUUUAGGAAAAUUUAGGACCAUUUUUUUGUUGAGGCACCUUUCAGACUGAUUCAAAAAUUUUGUCACUAUUCCAGAGUUCAUAUCAAGCUGUAACUAGAUGCAGUUUUAUUAUUUCACCAGGUAAUUAGUGGGUAACCACACUGAAAGUACAAGAUCACUGACAACACUAUUAAGUUCAGGAGUGUGUUUUCAGGAAAACAUCGGCUCAGUAAAAGCGGGACGCUGGGAGAACAGAAGACAGGAGGACAGGGAAGUGGAGUGCCAGGUGGACAUGACAACAGCCAAAUAAAGGCUGUUUUGAGGACUUGAGUAACUGGAUACAACACUAUUGCAACCAGCAAUCCCUACAGCAACCUUCACUGAGACUCGACAGCAAUGAUCUUUGAGAAGGUUGGAUAUAAGCACACUCCACAUCAGGAGCGGUGCCCUCCAUGGAAACAAAGGUUGGAGACAAAUAUUUAGGUGCUAUGCAGCUCCUGUGUCAGAAUCCAAAAUACUAAACCAUAUAAACCCUAUGAUUUGAUGUCUCACAUGGAUCCUGGAACAAUUUAAACUGUUUAACAAUAACUGGUCAGCAAUAACCUUUAUCAGUUCCCUAACAACCUUAGAGGUCCUCUCCAAACCAAUGCAACAGUGGUAUCUACCAAUGAGACUUCCUGUCCCUGUUGGAGGAAAGCAGACAGCUCACAGGGUGGGACAUGAAAAAAGAAAAAAAAAACAUUUUUUUAAGCUGUUUGCCUGAUUUCAGAGGUUUUGACAAUAAACAGAUGCCAUACAUAUUUACGAUGUUAUUAAGCAUUUUUUUCCUAACAACUUUGUGCUUUUUAGUCUUACUUAAGCCAAUGUUUGCUGGACUUGUUUUUUAAUGAACUUUUUUAGUUCCAAGUAACAGCAAAACAGUAACUUGUAAUUUUAGGAUCUUAUCUUGUUGACUGAGCAGGGCUGGUAAUUUUUUGUAAUUAACUUUUUUUGGCUUUUUUAUUCGAGGGGGGGGGCAAAAUUUCAUAAUUUCAUAAACUGUACAUGAGUUAAAACCUUCAAUAUUUGCAAAGUACGUUUUACAAGAUGCAAUGCUCAUUUCCCCUGUUUUAUAGAAAAAUAAAACUAAGUUGUAUUAUUUUGAAAUUUUUGAUCUGUAGUACAGUUAUACAUUAUAAACACAACAAACUAGCCCUCAUAGCUGCAGCCAAGUCCCCGCCCAGAUACAUGACGUCAGAAUUCACGUUGUUUUACGAAAUCUCAAGGGCAAAAUAGAGUAUAAAGAAACAGCGGGAUACCGAAUAUGCCCCAUUAAAAACAAAUUCACAUAAUGCCUUUCGUUUCGACCCCCUAGUUUGUUUUUACGUUUGUUCAGGCAGACAUAGAAAAAGCGCGGCAGGCGGAGGCAGACCCCUUAAAACUCCACGAGCCGCUUUUAAACUAAAGAAGCAGCGCGCGCCUCCUUCAAGUCAUCAUGGCGGACUCCAGCUUCAACCUCACAUCUCUUGCCCGCGCGCUUUCUCAACCGAAUUUGGCCAAUGUGUACGAUCUUAGCCCCCCGAAUCCUCAGCUACGUCCGUGCCGACGGAGGAAGCUGUCCAGCUGCAGCUCGGUGGAGAGAAGCGACUCGGUCACCUCCCCGGGCGUCGGAGAAUCCCGGGUCCUGGUUCUCAACACCGGAGGCACCAUCGGGAUGACGCUGCAUGAUAACGUUCUUGCCCCCAAAGCCAAUACUCUGGUGCAAAGCCUGCGCAAGCUGCCCAUCCUCCACGAUGAGCUGUAUGCCCAGCAAACCUGCCUGUAUGAGUACUAUGGAUCUGAGAACAGCCUGGUCCUACCGAAUUCUCUGCCCCAUCCUGACCUGUUGCAUCAUAGGCUGAGUAAAUCAAAUAAAAGGAUAAUCUACACCAUUAUGGAGUACAGCCCUUUGCUGGAUUCUUCCAACAUGACCACAGACGAUUGGGGAAGAAUAGGAAAAGACAUUGAGAAAAACUACGAACACUACGAUGGAUUUGUGAUCCUUCACGGCACAGACACCAUGGCUUACACAGCCUCUGCCUUGUCCUUCAUGUGCGAGCAUUUGGGCAAGCCGAUUGUUCUCACCGGUUCUCAGGUGCCCAUUUACGAGCUCAAGAAUGACGGCAGAGACAACCUGCUGGGGGCACUACUAAUCGCUGGACAGUUUGUCAUCCCUGAGGUGUGCUUAUACUUCUACAACAAACUUUACAGAGGAAAUCGCGUGACGAAGGUGGAUGCUGGGAGCUUUAAUGCCUUCUCGUCUCCUAAUUUGCCUCCUCUGGCAACUUCUGAAGUGGACAUUUCAAUCAACUGGGACACAGUAUGGAGGGCAAACACCACCGCCAAAUUUCAAGUCAGCACUGAGCUAAACCGGAAUGUGGGUCUGCUAAGACUUUUCCCAGGAAUCACCUCCUCGUCUGUGAGGGCUUUCCUGCAGCCCCCAAUGCAGGGCAUCGUUCUAGAGACCUACGGAAGCGGAAAUGCUCCGGAUAAUCGUCCCGACCUUCUGGCAGAGUUGAAGGCGGCCACUGAUUCUGGCGUCAUCAUCAUUAACUGCACACAGUGUCUGAGGGGGACUGUGUCUGCAUCGUACGCCACCGGAAAGGUCCUGAUGGAAGCAGGGCUAAUAGCAGGUGGAGACAUGACUCCAGAGGCUGCUCUGUCCAAACUCUCCUACGUCCUGGCAAAGAAAAACCUUGGUCUUGAUGCUAAGAAAAAGUUGAUGGCUCAGAAUCUCCGAGGAGAAAUGAACAUUGACCUGGAAGGAGCUAAACUGUGUUUGAGCAACAGCCGCUUCAUCCAGGUCAUUGCUAAGUCCCUCAGCAUCAGCUGUAAGGAGGAGCUGGAAGCGAUCCGAGACGCUCUGACUCCUCCACUGACAUGUGCGGCUGCAAGAAUCGGAGACAUCGAUGCCUUAGAAGCCCUUAAAGAAAUGGGUAGUAAUCUGUGCCUGGGUGACUAUGAUGGCCGUACCCCCCUGCAUGUUGCUGCUUGUGAGGGUCACUUCAAAGUGGUACAGUACCUGCUCAGCCACGGAGCCUCUGUCUAUGUUAAAGAUCGCUAUGGAGACACACCCCUGAGCAACGCCGUGCGCUUCAGACACAAGGAUGUUGUGAAACUGCUGAGGAAGACUGGAGCCCACUUCUCCAGAGACCAGCUGGAGGAGGCAGGAACUGAGCUGUGCAGCCUGGCAGCCAGUGGCGAUCUGGACGGCCUAGAAAUCUGGUGCCUUGCCGGAGCUGACCUGAACAGGCCGGGCUAUGAUGGAAAGAUUGCAGUUGAAGUGGCUGAAGCUGUGAACAAAAAAGAAGUGGUGGCGCUUCUGGUCCAGCUUAUGAGCAAGAAAUCCAUGCCAGUAAUUGCUGAUAUUAAUGAGAUUGAUGAUGAUGAUGAUGAUGAUGAUGAUGAGCCAAACGGUGGAGGGAUUGAGUUCAACGCCAUCCCAACAGGACCGUGAUGUGAAGCGCCGGACGUCCGUCUCCCGUUCUGAAACCUGUUGUGUUGGGUUAUUUUGUGUGGAUACCCAUGUGUGUUGUUUAAGUUGACCAGCUUUUCAGCCUUUUUCUGUACACCUGUUCACUGUUGCAACAUUACUAUUACGGCUUUAUCUUUUAGCUUGUAGCUUUUAUUUUUCUGUAUGCACAAAGAAUGCCGAUAGAGCAUUAAAGGUCAACUUUGAGCGGUUUUAUGGCAAUACUCAGUACCGUGACUGCUGAAAUUGUAUUUUGUGACAUUGUUCGUGUCUUUUUAAAGCUGUGAUGUUUAGACUGACAGGGUGCUUUCCCAGAUCGUAUUUUUGUACUUAUUUUUGUAGUUUUAUUGAAAAUAAGCUUUAAUGAUCUUGGAUGUUACGCUCAAUCACUUCAGUCAAGGAGAAUUUUGGAUCAUAAAGCUGAGGGUUUCACUUCCUGCUGCUCUGCCAGUGCCACAAAAACCUACAGUUGAUACGUGUGACCUAUCCGGCGGUUUUUCUGGUGAGGACUGUCGAGCUGGAAGUGUCACAUAUUUUGCACUUUGAAACGAAGAGGGGAAGUCCAGACUGUUGCGCGAGACAAAUAAAGGUCAUAAAACAGAUUGUGGGUUCAUCUGUCCUACACAAAUGUCAUUUCAUUUUUAAUUGUUUUAUUUUAAAAAACAGGUUUUUCUGUACAUUAAUUUUAAUAAAUUAGGUAGUGCUCAAUGUUGUACAUAAUAAAACACAAAGUUUGUGAUAAAGGUUCAUGUUAACAUGUCAAUCCUGCCACUUUAUUAUGUUACACACCAGCAAAAGUGUUUCAAGGAUGUGAAUCAGAAUUAUUUUUUUGUGUCCACAAUCUGUAGGAAAAACCACAAAUAAAUUAUUAUAAAGAAUUA
This is a messenger RNA of Oryzias latipes (Japanese medaka), 5149 nucleotides long. It is a transcript of the gene aspg, whose product is annotated as asparaginase homolog (S. cerevisiae). Gene Ontology annotation, biological process: amino acid metabolic process. The record is from RefSeq and is a predicted model, not a curated record. Lineage: Eukaryota; Metazoa; Chordata; Actinopteri; Beloniformes; Adrianichthyidae. Gene Ontology annotation, molecular function: asparaginase activity; protein binding.